AUCGAUUCAACAGCAACUGGUUUGGUUGUUUUAUAUUAAGAGAAACAGAAGAUCCCAGCUGCUUAGAAGGAAAAGUAGAAAAAUUACCACAAUAGGCUGCAGUUCUAGAUAAAAGGUAUAAAAAAGUAAGUAGGAAGAAUUUAGGUAUUUCCCUGAUAAAUUAUUCUCAUCUCUGCUAUUUUAUGGGGCAUUUCUCAGGAGGUUGAAUGGAGACAACAGUGAUAACAUAAUGCAAGUAGGUAUGAAGAGAUUUCAGAUUUCAUGACAGUUAAUAAGUUGAUCAACUUUAGGUCAGUAAGUAAGGAAAAAUGUGUUUUGGGUGGUGGAGGAUAUAACACUUACGGCAUGGGCUUUUGUGCCAGGAUUAAGGAACCGUGAAAGAUGGAUAGAGUCAAGGGGGAAGUGGACAGGCAGGAAUAGGGAGUGGGUGUAGGAACUGCCAAGAAAGUGCAUGGAAAGUAGAAUUUUAAAUAAUGAAAUAUCUUAGAGUUUUCAGACAUAGGAUCUCCAAACUGGGAAGAAACUUAAGACAACCUAGGAGAGGUGAGUGAAUAGAUUCUAUGAAGGGACGAAAAAGAAAAAAAAAAAUUUUUUUUUUUUUGAAGGGCAUAGGAAAACCCACACCUGGGUUCAGUCAACACAGGUUCAGGGAGUGUAGCAGUUUUCCAAGGCUGCAGCAACAAAUUUUCACAAACUUGGCAGCUUACAACCACAGAAAUGUAUUCCCUCACAGGUCUGGAGGUCAAAGGCCUGAAAUCAAGGCACCAACAUGGUCAGACUCCCUCCAAAGGCUCUAGAAGAGAAUCCUGCCUCGUCUCUUCCAGAUUCUGGUAGCUCUAGGCGUUCUUUGCCUUGUGGUUGCACAACUCCAGUCUCGGCCUUUGUCUUCUAAUGGUUUUUCCCUUUCUGGGUUUCCUCUCUCCUCCUGCUGUCUUCUCCUCUCCUAUAAGGAUACUUGCCCUGAUCCUGGAUGAUAUCAGUUUACAACCCUUUAAAUAAUUACAUCUGCAAAGACAUUUUUUUCAAAUCAGAUGAACCUAUCAGUUUGCAGAGUUACUUGCAACCCACUACAGGGAGUGAGGAGGAAAGAUAAAGGACUAGGAGGAGGAACGAACCUGGGCAAUAUACAACUAAAGGAUUGUCUUUUCCUGAGAUUCCCAAGCCUGAUUGUAUGGGCAUGGGACCCUGAAAGACACUGAAAGUAAGAAUGCAAAACAUAAAAUGAUCAAGGAGACAUGAGAACACAGGUCACGUCAGCAUAAUGUUAACUCAUGCUCACCAGUGUGACCUAAAUAUCCUGAAGAAAAAAAUCACACCCCAUUCUGUAAAAUUGGAGCUUUAAGUUCAGAGGACAGGCAAAACAUGAGAAAAUACAAUUUGGGCAAGGGGCCGUCAACUGAAUUAGUGCACCUGAGUACAAGCUUCAGUUUGCUAUUAAGACAUCAGGUGACCUUAGAAGGUAGUUUUUUCUUUUAUGUAAGUUCGAAAGUAUAAACAAGAAUCAUGUUUCUGAAACUGGGUCCUGUGGAGUACAGAGAGGGAAAAGAAGCAGCACAUACUAUUGAAAGUACAUAAAUACCAAGAAACGUAAUUUUCUGCUGUUUAUCCUUUGGCCAGCUAUAAAAGCAAAACUAUAUUUAUGUUGCAGUCAUAACUUGGAAUAUAUUCUCAUAAUAAGACUACUUUUUUCCUUCAUUUUUUCAAAGUGAAGUCUCUAGAUCCUUUGGAAAUAAUUUUGUAGAAUUUAUGAGAAAUUUUCCAUUAAGAAGAUUUUAUACAUUACUCUGGUUGAGAAAUAUUAGCUAAUCCAUACAACAAAUUCUGACUAAAAUAGUAGUCAGACCAGUCACUGAAAUAACUGUCUAACCGUAAGGCCUGGUUUUCAUAGGCUACUUCUUUGGAAUAAAGAUCCACUUGUCAAAUUUCGUCAUGGACCAGGCUCCUGUUAGGGUAUUUCAGAUCAAAUAUGAUUGAAGGUUUGGUCUACUUCUCCUUUUCCAAAGCGGAACAACUCUGCCUCAGGGUUUAAAGCCAAUCUUGUCAUAUUACAUGUACGUGAAGGGAAGGCGAGAUUUUCUCUGAGGUGGUUUUGUUUGCCUGUUUUUUUUUUUCAAUCAGCAAUCAUUAAUUGUUUAUUCAGCCUUGUGUCAGAGAAAGUUCAAGACACUCUGUAAUUCCACCUCAGGGCAAAGUUCUGCCACACUACAGAGACACUGCACAACUAACAGACGCUGUGUCAAAGCUCCAUUAACCUAGAUAUUUGAUGCAUUCAGGCCUGUUUCCUUUCAGUACAGCUUCAGUGCAGAUACUGCCAACAAAAUAAUAAAAAUAGUAAUAAUAAUUUUUUUUUUUUGAGCCUCAAAACCAGAAUUUGUAAGCAAUACUGCCAUUGUCUUUAGAAAGAUUUCACAUUUCUGAAGAUGAUGGCUUUCUUCCCCCAAAACCUCAGGUAAGGAUAUAAAGCCUUGGCCCAGAGAGAAUAGGUUUCUUCAGAUGCUGGUUUAUAUUAUUCUUUCCUUUUUUUUGUUUUAAAUAUAUAUGGUUGUUAAGAGAGAUGUAAAAAAAUUAUCAAGUCAUGAACCUGGGAAAGAAGCAUAGUGUAAUUGCCAAAUAAAAAGAAGCGACAGCUAUGGCAGACGAUAGUUCAACUGGGAUGUUUCAAUGUCAGUUUCUUUGAAUAGAUUGUAGGCCAGAAACCCUAUAAGCAAAUUUGUAUUUAUCAAGCGAAAGACAGAAAUUAGAUUUAGAUAACUGAUGUGGGCAAAUACAGAACCCUAAGUAUAACAGCAUGGAAUUUGCAAGGUAUUAAAUCUUCCCACAUGAUGUAAGGUACUAGCAAGGUCCCCCAACCUUGAAUAAACUUAAUUCCUCUGUUACAGAGUCAAUGUUUUGCAUUAGUUACAUGUUUGGAAUGGAAAUGCCUGUUUACUGCUAAACUGUUCAGGGUGUUACCGCUGAUAAUCUUGACUUGAACUAGUUCAUCUCGACUUGCUAAUUGGAGAGAAAAGAGAACAGGAGGGACCUUAGGUGCCUUGGGGACUAGUGAGACUGAUUAAAGGGUCAUAGAAGUUGCUGAGAAGAGGAACAAACCCUUGAGGAAAAAAAAAAAAAAAAAAAAAACAGGACUUAUCUCUUACCUUUCCUUAGUUCUCAACCUAUAAUGCAAGUCUGUUUUGUCAGUUAACACUUAUCAACCACUGUUCCUGUUUUUUUCUUCUUCUUCUGUGAAUGUGGCCUGCAGCCGAGAGUGGUAAAACUGGGAGAGUUCUUAGAAACCAUCUGGUGUCAGGCCCUUCCUUUAACACUAGAACUCGGUGGCUUUGAAGAAGAGACUUGCCCAAAGUCAUUUGAGCAAGAACUCUGAUCUUGACAUCUUUUUUCUACUGCGUCAUAAAUAAGGGCCAAGACCACUCAGUAAAAAUUCUAAGGAUCUGAUAUUUGGAGUCAUUACGAUAACUUGUUAGAAACGACUAUUUUUUCCACAGGAAAAAAAUUUUUUUUUUUUUGGCAAUCUGUUGUUGACUGUUCUUGAGUCAAUUCUGACUCCUGGCAAUCCUUCAAGACAGACUAGAACUGCAUCAUAUUGCUUCCAAACCCCAAAACUUUUUUAAUUUUUUUGUGCUUUAGAUGAAGAUUUACAGGGCAAACUAGUUUCUCGUAAACAAUUAAUACACAGAUUGUUUUGUAACCUUGGUUGCCAACCCCACGAUGUGUCAACACUCAUCCCUUCUUGACCUUGGGCUCCCCAUAAUCAGCUUUCCUGUCCCCUACUGCCUUCUCAUCCUUGCCCCUGAGCUGGAGAUUAUUUAGUCUCAUUUUGUUUUAUAGGCCUAAGCUUUGGCUGAAGGGUGAACCUCAGGAAUGACUUCUGUACUGAGUUAAAAGAGUGUCUGGGGUCCUUACUCUCAGAGUUUCUCCAGUUUCUGUUGGACCGGUAAGUCUGGUCAUUUGGGGGAGUUAGAAUUUUGAUCUACAUUUUUCUCCAGCUCUUUCUGGGACCCUGUGUUGUGAUCCCCACCAGAGCAGUCGGUGGUGGUAGCUGGGUACCAUCUAGUUGUGUUGGACUCUUCUGGUGGAGGCUGUGGUAGUUGUAGUCUAUUAGUCAUUUGGACUAAUCUUUUCCUUGUGUCUUUGUUUUUCUUCAUUUUCUCUUGCUCUGUGAGGGGUGGGACCAGUGUAUUGUCUUAAAUGGCCCUCACAAGCAGUCUUAAAAAAGACCCCAGACACUACUCAUCAAAGUCAUCUAUAGAACAUUUUCUUUAUAAACUGUGUUUGAUGGUUAAGAUUGUGUGUCAGCUUGGCUGGGCCAUGAUUCUCCCUGUUUUGAUGGUCAUAUAAUGUUGAGAUUUGAUAUGUGAUCACUCCCAUGAUGGGAUCUGCUGUGAGUAGCCAAUCAGGUGAAAGGAAAUAUCCUUGGGCAUGUCGUCUGCAUCCGAAUAUAAGCAGAUGUUCUGGCAUGGGCUGAGGGCUUUUGCUCAUUCUUUAUCCUGCAGCUGGCUCCUAUUCAUCUAAUCUUCAGUUCUCCGGACUUGAGCUAGCAGCUUGCCUGAGGUCUUGACUGCCAAUCUUGGGGUUCAUCAAUCUUUGCACCCUGUGAGCAAGAGCUCUGUUCUCCAACCUGCUGGCCUUGGGUUCUCUAGCCCCUGCAGCUACAUGAAUCUGGAGAAGCUUCUAUCUUGAUCCACAGACUUGGAACAUUCCAGCCUCUACAACCAUAAAGAACUUCCAGAUCAUUAUAAGCCUUGGAUGGAAAUUGCCAACAAACUUCCUCACUUGAUUGAGAGUCGUCAGCUUCGAGCUCAUGUGAACAAGAUGCCGCUCCUGAACUGCCAUUUCCUAAAGGGUUACCGGGAACAGCGCCUGGCCCACUUGGUCCUGAGCUUUAUUACCAUGGGAUACGUCUGGCAGGAAGGAGAGACAAACCCUGAACAGGUUCUGCCGAGAAACCUUGCCCUUCCCUUUGUUGAAGUCUCCCGGAACUUAGGGCUCCCUCCUAUCCUGGUGCACGCGGACUUGGUGUUGACCAACUGGACUAAACGAAAUCCAGAAGGUCCCCUGGAAAUCAGGAACCUGGACACCAUCGUUGCAUUUCCUGGGGGAGAAAGCCUGCGUGGUUUUAUACUGGUGACUGUUUUGGUGGAGAGAGCAGCAGUGCCUGGGAUUAAGGCACUUGUUCAGGCAGUGAAUGCAAUCCUACAGCCCAGCCAGGACUCCCUGCUCCAAGCCUUGCAGCAGCUGAGAGUCUCCAUUCAGGACAUCACCAGAGCCUUGGAACAAAUGCACGAUUAUGUAGAUCCAGACAUAUUUUAUGCAGUCAUCCGGAUCUUUCUCUCUGGAUGGAAAGAUAAUCCAGCAAUGCCAGUGGGGCUGAUAUAUGAAGGAGUCUCAAAAGAUCCCCUGAAGUACUCUGGAGGGAGUGCUGCUCAGAGCACAGUGCUUCAUGCUUUUGAUGCAUUCUUAGGUAUUCGCCAUAGCAAGGAAAGCGGUGACUUUCUGCACAGAAUGAGGGACUACAUGCCUCCUUCCCACAAGGCCUUCAUAGAAGAAAUCCACUCUGCUCCUUCGCUGAGAGAAUACACCCUGUCCUCAGGAAAUUGCCAACUUCUUACAGCCUAUAACCAGUGUACGGAGGCCCUGGCAGAGCUGCGCACCUAUCACAUCACUGUGGUGACCAAAUACCUCAACACAGCUGCAGCCAAAGCAAAGGUCAGGAGGCCGAGCCAUCUCCCGGGGCCACCUCAGGCUUUAGAAAAAAUAGGCACAGGAGGAACUACAGUACUGAGCUUCCUGAAGACUGUUAGGGAUAAGACUUCAGAGUCAAUUCUCCACCCAGCUCUUUAAGGGACUGCCCUUUCCCCUGGCAAUGCAGAACAGGGGGUUUCCCUCAUCCUCUUCCCCAUUGGAGGGCAGUUGUCCUGGCGAAUGAGGGUCAGGAUUCUGUUCGAAAUAAUCUAAAAGUGAUCUCAACACUAUUUGUGUUUCUGGUCUCUAGAGCAUUGUAUUCUCCUUUGUUGAGACCUGUUAGUCUUCAAAGAGAAUUUACAGUGCCAAAACUUGCCUUCCCUGACCGAUCACUACUUAUUAGCAAAAAGCUUUAGACACGUCCUCAUUCAGGACCCCACCAAGGAAUGAGCGUACCUUGUUCUGUUUACAAAAGUAAUAUCAACUCCACUGAAUUUUCAAAAGUAGGAAAUAAAAUUGCCUUUGGACGCAUUGGCUUGUAGAUUUCUUUAAAAAAAUGAAUUAAAUAUUUGUGCAUUCAUUCAUUCAUUUAAAAAUUCAUUAAGUUCCUGUUGAGUUCUGGCUUGCCUUUCAUACGACUUUUGGGUGGCACAAGUGGUAAUGCACUUGGCUGCUAACCAAAAGGUUGGAGGUUCUACCCAAAGGCACCUCAGAAGAAAGGCCUGGCAAUUUACUUCCCAAAAUUCAGCCACUGAAAACCCUUUGGAGCCAAGUUCUGCUCUGACACACAUCAAGUGGCCAUGAGUCAAAAGUGACUCAUUGGCAGCUGGCUUGGUUUGGUUUGGUUUACUAGCUUAGGGGUGAGAACAGAGAUUUUGUGAACUCAGUCCAAACCUCUUUUCCCUCCAUGUGUGUUGAUCAUUGGCAGGAGGUUGAAAUGAUUAAAUAGACGAGUGGAGGGAGGAGGAGACUGACAAUAGGGUUGGGAAGUCACCAGUACAAAAAGGAAUAGUUAACGAUAUGGGGGUGAAUGAGACUUUUCCACACAGUGCAUAAUUUGAAAAUUCUAUUUUGUUUUCAUCCAUUAUUUUUAGAAGAAUGAUUCUCCUCACACUAGAAGUUUCUAUCUAUAAAAUGAAUUAAUUGACGCUUUGGAUGGAAAUGAGCAAAAUAACUGCACUAGAAAAGCGUAGUGGGAAUAAAUUUUAAACCCACAUGCUCAGUGCGCAAAUAAAUGUAACUGUUUUUAUUGUCGUAGUUUCUAUCUUAAGGUCUUAUUCCACCUGCCAGUAGAAAACUAAAACACUGAAGCUUGCCAGUUUAGAAAAAACUCCAUGAAUUUAAGGCUUCCCCCCACCAUGCACACACACAUAUCUGAGACAGUCAUGAAUUCCAGAGGGCCUAUCUAGUGUCAUGGCUUUAGGGAGUGGAACCUGACCAUUGAUCAGCCUCUGCUCUAGCAUCUGCUAAGAAGCCCCCAUCCCCAUAUGGAUACUGGUCAAAUGGACCUUGCAGGAUCUUUCAUCUUGUCUAAAAGACCUUCCAAGUUUUUCGGCCCCUGAGGUCCUAUAAUGUCACUUGGAAAAACACUUGACUAGUUCCUGCAUCCCCCUAGGGGAAUUAGAGGACUGCAAGUCUGGCUGGGGGCCAUCUGUUCAGCCCCCACGACAGCCAAUAUCCAGUGCCAUGGUGAGAAGGAGAAUUCCGGACUCUUGUCAGCUCCCAGGGCUCCAGGUAAGAAGUCCUGAACCAGCUUCCUCCUGUUGCAAAUCCUUAAACUACUUUGGAGUGUGGUAGAAGACUCCUACUGCCCCAUGUUCCCUAGGGCUUGGCCUGGCCUGGGAAGGAUGGGGAGGUGGGGCAUGACAGGGCCAAGAGCUUCUUCUCAGAGACUCUCACCAGUGCACUUCUCUGUGUUUGUGUUCCUCUUCUUCUAACCAUAAGAGAGGAAAUCUUUUUCUAGUCUGGGUGGACCAAGUUUUCUCUCUAUGGUUUAAGCCAAAGCCUCAACUCAAAAGACCUUGGCUCUCCAAGAGACAGAAAGGGCCACAUGAACCAGAGACUACAUCAUCCUGAGAGCAGAAGGACUAGAUGGUGCCGGCUACAGCCGAUGACUGCCCUGACAGGGAACACAACAGAGGACCCCUGAGGGAGCAGGAGAGCAGUGGGAUGCAGACCCCAAAUUCUCAUAAGACCAGACUUAAUGGUCGGACUGAGACUGGAAGGACCCCGGUGGUCAUGGCCCCCAGACAUUCUGUUGCCCCAGGACAGGAACCAUUCCCGAAGCCAACUCUUCAGACAGGGAUUGGACUGGACAAUGGGUUGCGGAGGGAUGCUGGUGAGGAGUGAGCUUCUUGGAUCAGGUGGACACUUGAGACUAUGUUGGGAUCUCCUGCCUGGAGGGGAGAUGAGAUGGUGGAGGGUGUUAGAAGCUGGCGAAAAGGACAGAAAAGAGAGAGUGGAGGGAGAGAGCAGGCUGUCUCAUUAGGGGGAGAGUAAUUGGGAGUGUGUGGCAAGGUGUAUAUGGGUUUUUGUGUGAGAGACUGACUUGAUUUGUAAACUUUCACUUAAAGCACAAUAAAAAUUAUUUAAAAAAAAAAAGACCUUGGCUCUCAUUACUCAAAAUCCCUUUUUCUUCCCUUGCUCUCCUUGUCCUGAAUUUAAAAAAUCUAUUUUGAAACUCACAAAGUGAGGAAGGAUAUAUUUAUUUCCCUUUGCUUUGUCUUUCUAACUUCCCUGCCUUGGGAUCAAUAAGCUCAGACCAUCUUAACCGCCUGGCUGGGUGUGUGCACGAUCCAAGGAAGUGGACUGGGUGGGGAAAAAAGGAUAAAAAACAGUAGAUAGUAGCUCAAAAUAUUAUCCCGCCUCACUUGCAUUCUCAGGUGGUAAGAGUGUGAACUUUAGAAUAAGGCCUACCUGUGUUUGAAUUCAGACUAUGUCACUUUUUAAACACUGCAGCUUUGAUCAAUUUCUGAAUAUGACUAAUCCUUAACUUCCUAUUUCUUGUAAAAGGUCAAUGAUAAGAUCCGUUUCCUACGGUGGAUAUAAGUAACAGACGACAUAGUGCCUGACACCUAGAGAAGUUCAAUAAAAGUGUUAUUUGGUUGUGAGGUGAGGCCCAGAGCAUAGUGCAGAAAUCAGUUGGAGGGAGAAUACUGUAUUUCUUAAACUUCCUGGGCCCACGCCAUCUGCAUAGCGAUAAAAUGAACCAUUAUCAUUUGAGGAUGCUAGUGGGUGGAAAGUGAUAAACGUCUGGCCUUAAAGAUCAGUAAAACCUAUGUUUGAAUUUCAGCUUUGCCAGUUAUUUUAUGACAAGUAAGUUGUUUAAUCUUUCAGAGUCACAGUUUACCCGUCAUAGAAGGAACUUCACAAUUACUAUGUGGAACUAGUAUAUGGAGCUGGUAACUAAAUAUUUGCUAUUAUACUGUGACUUCCAUCUGUGUGUGUCCUUGAACUGGAGAGAGAACCAUGUCUAAGGGUUAGGAACUGAAAGGGAAGUCAGAACUGGGUAUCUCUCUCCCUGUACUUGGUGAAGAGAAUGGAUUACAAGACCCCAGAAGAAGCACACAAAGUGAGACAGAACCUGGAUUUCUUAUGAAAUGUCAACUGCCCUUGACCUAGAACAAAGGGUGCUAUAGUCACUUCAGGUUUUGAAUCUAGGCCUGGACUAAAUGGGGCCCUGAUUCAUCCCUUAGAGUGACAGCAAACACAGAAUCAGUUCACGUUGCUUACUUUCAACUGAUCCAAUUCUGCAGAGCCUAACAUAGAGCCAGCUUUCAAUAAAUGAUGAAUAAAUGCAAAACUGGGUCCUAGUGGUGUAGUGGUUAAGCAUUUGGGUGCUAAACAAAAGGUCAGCAGUUCAAAUCCACCAGCCGCUUCUGGGAAACCUUAUGGGGCAGUUCUACUCUGUCCUAUAGAGUUACUAUGAGUCAGAAUCGACUCCACGGCAAUGGUCUUUUUUUAAAUGUAAAACCAAAUAAACCAAGUGGAAUAAAUAGUAAAUGGGGUAGGAAGCGAAGUUUACAAACUUACGCCUUUCAAAGUUUUAGAGUAUGUUUUGCGUAUCUCUUUGUUAUCAUCAAGUCUUAUACACAGGAUGAAGAAAAUGCAAACAAAAGCUUUUGUUUUCGUUGUUGAUGAAUCAAAUCCUAGCUCAUGUGCCAAGGCAUGCCCCCUUGGAAGAGAGGGAUCCAUUUUUAGCUUUAUGGAACAGUGGUGAAAAUAAAGCUCCCAGUAUAGAAGAGAACACAUUUUUCUAGAGAUUUCUAGGGAAAAAUGAUAUUCACAUCAGUGAUAGAAAUGGAAGUCGCGGGUGGCACAAAUGUUAAACAUUCAACUCCUAACCAAAAGGUUGGCAGUUUGAACCUACCCAGAAGCACCUCAGGAGAAAAGUUUGAUGAUCUUUUUCCAAAAGGUCACAGUCUUGAAAACCCUAUGGAGUCGUUCUACUCUGACACACGUAGGGUCAUGGUGAACUGGAACAGGCAGCAACUGUUUUUUGUUUUUUAAUGGUAGAAAUAAUUAUUAUUAUUUUUAUGAUUAUGAUGAUAUAGCAAUAUUACUUUAAGCUUGAAGAAAUGGCAAAAGUGUGGGUUUAGAAAGUGGACAAACUUAAGUUGGAAUCCCCUCUCUGCCAUUUAUUCAUAAUAUAAGCUUAUUUGACUUGCUUACUAUUUCUAAGUCAAAGUAAUCAGAUUUUUAUUUAUUUUUCACUGUAUUUUAGACGAAGGUUUAUAGAGCAAAUUAAUUUUUUAUUAAACAAUUAAUACACAUAUUGUUUUGUGACAUUGAUUGCCCCCAUGAUAUGUCAACAGUCUCCCUUUCUUGAACUUGUGUUCCCUGUUACCAGCUCCCCUGUCCCCUCCUGCCUUCUAGUCCUUACCCUCGAGCUGAUGUGCCCAUUUUGUCUUGCUUUGUUUCAUGGGCCUGUCUAAUCUUUGGCUGGAGGGUGAAUCUCAGGAGUGACUUCACUACUGAGUUAAAAGGGUGUCUGAGCCAUACUCUUAGGGUUUCUCCAGUUUCUGUCAGACCAAUAAGUCUGUUUUUUUUUUUUUCCUUUGCGAGUUAGAAUUUUUUUCUACAUUUUUCCUCCCACUCUGUCUGAGAUUCUCUAUUGUGAUCCCUGUCAGAGCAGUCAGUUGUGGUAGCAGGGCACGAUCUAGUUGUGCUGGACUCAGUCUGGUGGAGCUGUGGUAGUUGUGGUCUGUUUGUCCUUUGGACUAAUCUUUCCCUUAUGUCUUUGGUUUUCUUUGUUCUAACCUUGCUCCAGGUGAGGUGGGACCAGUGUAGAUCUUAGAAGGCCACUCACAAGCUUUUAAGACCCUAGAUGCUGCUCACCAAAGUAGGAUGUGGAACGUUUCCUUUAUAAACUAUGCUACUCCAAUUGACCUAGAUAGAUGUCCCCUGAGACCAUGGUCCACAGCCCUCAUCCCAGUAAUUCAGUCCCUCAGGGAAUUUGGAUGUGUCUACGGAGCUUCCAUGACCUUCCCUUGGUCAAGUUGCGCUGUAAUCAGACUUGUAAAUGAGAAUAGUAAUAUCUACCUUGCAAUUCAUUUGUGCAAAGUAAAGCUACUAUUGUCGUAUAGCAGCUCCUGAGUAAAUGACAGUACUGUGAUAAUGCUGUAUGCUCCCUGAAGAGCUCCUUGAUCUGGAUAAUAAAACAAGUCUAGGGAAAUGAAACAGUAAGGGGAGUAGGAAUCUUGUGCUUUCCCACCUUUAAGUUCUGAGGAGAAUGCUAAGGAAGCCCGAAACGCAUGAAGUCAGGAAACUCUGCAGAAACCUUUUUUUUUUUAAUCAGGUGUAUAUAUGUAGGUAUAAUAAGCAGAAAGAAGCAGCCUCGUCAGCCCAGGGUCAGACUUCAGGACAGACACACUCAUCUCCAGGAUUUGUAGUUUUUGUUUCCUAAUGAUAUUGGCUGCUAACCAAAAGGUCAACAGUUCAAAUCUACCAGGCGCUCCUUGGAAGCCCUAUGGGGCUGUUCUACUCUGUUCUACAGGGUCUCUAUGAGUCAGAAUUGACUUGAUGGCAAUGGGUUCUUGUUUUUUUUAUAGGGACACUGUAAAGUCAGAAUCUACUACAAGGCACCUAACAACAACAAUGUAGGGUUGCUAUGAGUCGGAACUGACUCCAGGGCAACAGGUAAUGAUAAGAAGCCCUCGUGGUGCAACAGUUAAGUGCUUGGCUGGCAACUGCAAAGUUGGCGGUUCAAACCCACCCAGCAACUCCACAGGAGAAAGACCUAGUGACCUGUUCCCAUGAAGAUUACAGCUUAGAAAACCCUAUGGGAUGCUCCACUGUGUAACGUGGGGUUGCUAUGAGUCAGAAUCUACUUGAUGACACUUAAAGACAAUGGUAAGAACCAAGAAGAAUAUUGCCAUAAUCAUGUAUUUUAAAUUCUCCAGAUACAGUCAAAACCAGUUGCAGUGUCUAGCACAUAGUAGUUUCUUAAUAAUUGCAGAAUAAAUAAACACCCAGAUUGGAUCAGGAAAAACAGAAAGAGGCAUACAAAUUCUUGCCUUCAGAAAAUGGUUUCCUUCGGGACACUCAACCUUAUUGCCAGGAGCCAAGGGGAGGUAGAGGAAAACGCAAGUUUUCUUCCCACAUCUCAAGGAGUUUCAUCUUUGAUUACAGUAUAGGGCCAGUCCUACAAAUAGAUGGGGUAAGUAUCACUUAGGUGAUUAUUUUGAAAGUUCAUCAAAUUUAUGCCCACACAUAGAUGUUUCCUUCAUUUGAGAUUCCUUUACUGGCGUCUGGUUGAGGAGAACCUGGAGUUAGAGUAAGUUAUCAUGAUACCUGACAAGAGUAAAUUCCUUACAUUCUCGACUUGAAGAAGAGUCCUUUUUAAUGAUGGAGAAGAGGUCAAAAAUGUGUAGGGUGUAGCUAUUCUCUAAGAGAUGCCAGGAAGGGGUGUGGGAGUGGACUGGAUAGGAGCCUCUGAGAGAAACUAGGAAUGCAGCCCCAGACAAACCUGGCUUAGUUUACAGCUAAAGGCUCUCUAUGUUAGGUGAUUCAUGUGGAGUGGAGCCAUAAACCAAAACCCACACUGCUGUGGAGUUGAUUCCAACUCAUAGCGACCCUAUAGGACAGAGUAGAACUGCUCCAUAGGGUUUCCAAGGCUGUAAAUCUUUACAGAAGCAGACUGCUACAUCUUUCUCCCCCGGAGGAGAUGAUGGGUUCAAACCACUGUACGCUGUAACCACUGCACCACGAGGGCUCCUUAAUGGAACCAUAAUCUCUCUUAGUAAUAAUUUUUUAAAAAAGCAAAAUGCUCAGUGCUUUGAGGUUGAGGAUGUAGGCAGAGUCUUCACCUGGGAAGGGUUAACAAGCCCUUAAUGCCUUGAACCUUUUCUGUAAGGUCCAUCUUCCCCUUGGCUGCCCUUCACUGCUGACCAUUGCUGAUAACAACGGGUGCUCAAUCCUCUUUAACAUUGUGCCUGCAUCCAGCAAGGAUUAGUUUGAGUCUUUAGUAAGGGCUCAGGGAUGACUUUAAAUACAAACAAAAAACAUAAAGGGAGUAACAGCUAGAUAAUGUGGCUAACACGUAAUGCUUGCGGUGCUCACAGGCUCUAUUCUAUCCUGACUCCAGGGCUGGAAGGGCAAGGCACCUCACACCUGGUCUCAGAGAUCUCUCAACUUUCAGUGUAGAACCUCAAGACUGACGCUCAGACAGGCUCUCCUUCCUUGGUUGUUAGCCUGAUACUCAUUUUCUGUUGGCUCCAAAACAGGGUUAAGAUUAAAAUAAAAUUAACCAAAAACAAACAAAAAACCAUGAAACACAUGAAAUUCUUAAAGCCUGUGAGAUCCUGCCUAAUUUAAGAUCCAGGAUAUCGAACUUCUGUACCUGUAAGCCAAUUCUUCCUUCCACACAGUGAAUUUCCCUUACCGAAUUUUGUCUUGCAUUUUCUUGAGCACAGAUGUCCUAUUUGCUUUGCUAAUGAAAGAAACGCUCUUCUUUCUCCAUGUUCACUUAACAGUAAACUUAAUAAAGAAGUCGGAUAUCACUGCUUUCUGAAAUACAAUCUCUAGUUAAUUUUUGCAGUGUAACAUCUGCUUCCAAGUAACAUUAAAAGAUGAGUUCUUGAGUGUAAGCAUCAUCAAAAAUAAAUGAUUUUUUUUUUUUGCAAAGUAAUUUCCUUUGUAAACAAAAUCUAUUGGACCACAUGCUUCUGUGGCAACUAUAUAGAUUUCAAACCAAACUCUAUUAUGCGUUUUCCUUUAAUUGUCCAUGAACAGUUUCUUUCUUUCUUUUUUUAAUUGGUUCUUUCUUAAAGGUAUCAUGCAGAGAAUUUGCUUACAGUCUACGGUGGGAACCAAUUUGCAGUAGGCUCUUCGACUCUGGCCCUUCUCAGGCCAUAUCCCUCCUUACAAAGCAAGGAGUCUUGGGGCCAAAGGGAUUCGCUGUCAGGAUAACCAAAUUUUUAGACAGCUA
Messenger RNA from Loxodonta africana (African savanna elephant), 14110 nucleotides. It is a transcript of the gene IDO2, whose product is annotated as indoleamine 2,3-dioxygenase 2. Lineage: Eukaryota; Metazoa; Chordata; Mammalia; Proboscidea; Elephantidae. The record is from RefSeq and is a predicted model, not a curated record. Gene Ontology annotation, molecular function: heme binding; metal ion binding; L-tryptophan 2,3-dioxygenase activity. The coding region runs from base 4747 to 5841 and encodes 364 amino acids. Gene Ontology annotation, cellular component: cytoplasm. Gene Ontology annotation, biological process: 'de novo' NAD+ biosynthetic process from L-tryptophan. The transcript has 10 exons.